This is a messenger RNA of Frieseomelitta varia, 4961 nucleotides long. RefSeq names its product exostosin-1 (gene ttv). Bases 1031 to 3166 code for a protein of 711 amino acids. Gene Ontology annotation, molecular function: glycosyltransferase activity. The record is from RefSeq and is a predicted model, not a curated record. The transcript has 8 exons. Lineage: Eukaryota; Metazoa; Arthropoda; Insecta; Hymenoptera; Apidae. Gene Ontology annotation, cellular component: membrane.
UUAUUAUUUUCUUUCCUUUACUUGAGUAAAUUCUUCGUGUAACAUAAUAACCCAUACAACCUUUACGCCAAGCUACGUGUCUCCCUUAAAGAGUAUUGAUUUACAAUAAAAAAAAAUAUGUGCUUUUAAUAAAUUUAAUCGAAGCGGGUGAAACGGUUCGAGAGCUUUAUCGGUUGACCACUAGGUAGCAGAAUAACCUUGAUCGACAGUUUUAUUUAGAUUUGUAGGAGUGUAGUUCGCAGUGUUUCGCACACAAUCAAACAUUCAGGAAAACUCGGCAUGAAGUAACCAAUAAGCGAUUUGCCAGUCUAAUCGUUCCGACGUCAUUGCAUAACUCGCGUUGCUUUUUAAACCAAUUAUUUAAUGCGCUACGUGCAAUGAUUUUGCACUUAGAGGCGUUUUCCGAUCGAUGUCACGCGUGUGUAGUGACGCCGACCGAAAAUGCGAAUGGGCGUAAUAACGCCGGCAAGUUCUGCAAAUUGGAUGCACUUCAGAACUAACCUAAGAAAAAAAUUCACCGUGUUGUUUUAAGAUAAGAAAUUAUUGUAAAAAAAAAGCAUGAACCUCUAUUCGUCCCCGUUUUAUCGAAUUUCGUCGUCGAUAUGUUUGACGUUGUCGCUCUGGUGUGCAACGUCCGUAAUAAUUUACGUAUAGGUUAACUCACGGCAGCGUCCAUAGACGUUUACAAUCUGUCAUUUAGAGUCGACAUUUUGUAAAUCAUAUUGUAAUGCAUAAAUAUAAAUAUAGAGCUGACGUUUUAUUGAAUAUAGCACGACUUUUGCCAUGUAUUUUAUAAUAAUUACAACUCCUGAAACGUUCCUGUUAACCAAUAUCGGAUCUUGCAAAUUCGAAGCAUUUAAGAAUGAAAUCAAUUUCAUUUUGGAGUAAGUUUUGAAUUUGUGUACUUGUAAAAUUGAAAUAAGAAUAGGAUCAUUACGAUGCAUUUAUGAUCAAAUGGCAUGCGGUUCUAUAUAUGAAAAAUAAUGUUUAAAAUCAGUGUAUAUUGGAGUAUAACCUGAUUGCAUUAAAAAUGCAAGCCAAGAAGCGCUACUUACUAUUAUUUGUAACAUGUGCGUUUCUUGGUUAUUGUUAUUUUGGUGGUUAUCGAUUAAAAAGUGAAAGAUGGACAGGCAGAUCUCAGUUGCCUUACGAGCGAUUGCCUUCGUAUUUAAGUCUAAAUGAAGAGUUCUAUGACAAGGAUUUGAGAACGUCAAAUGGAAACCCACUUGUGUCUCAACGUAUAAGACAAUGCCGUAUGGAGACUUGUUUUGACUUUACCAGAUGCAAGCAAGGUUUCACAGUAUAUGUGUAUCCAGUUGAAGAUGUGAUAAGUCCACUAUACCAAAAAAUAUUGAAUGUUAUUACGGAAUCAAGAUAUUAUACAUCAGAUCCAACUCGAGCAUGUAUAUUUGUAUUAGCUCUUGAUACAUUAGACAGAGAUCCAUUAUCAACAGAAUUUGUGCAUAAUCUUCCUUCAAAAUUAAUGCGUUUACCAUAUUGGAAUAAUGGCAGAAAUCAUUUGAUAUUUAAUUUAUAUUCUGGAACAUGGCCUGAUUAUGCAGAAGAAUCAUUAGCCUUUGAUUUAGGAUAUGCAAUACUUGCAAAGGCUAGCAUGUCUAUUUUUAGGCAUAGACCAGAUUUUGAUAUAUCUAUACCACUGUUUGGAAAACAACAUCCAGAGCGUGGUGGAGAACCAGGUCAAGCAUUAGAAAAUAAUUUUCCUAACAAUAAAAAAUACGUUGCAGCUUUCAAAGGUAAAAGAUACGUCCAUGGUAUAGGUUCUGAAACUAGAAAUGCUCUCUAUCAUUUACAUAAUGGCAAGGAUUUAGUAUUUGUCACAACUUGCCGCCAUGGUAAAGCAUGGAGGGAGUUACAAGAUGAGCAUUGUCAACAAGAUAAUCAAGAAUAUGAUAUGUAUGAUUAUGAAAUUUUACUAAUGAAUGCUACCUUUUGUCUUGUACCAAGAGGAAGAAGACUUGGUAGUUUUCGAUUUUUAGAAGCUUUAAGAGCAGGGUGCAUUCCGGUUAUUUUAAGUAAUGGCUGGGCGCUUCCUUUUCACGAACGAAUUGAUUGGACACAAGCUGUUAUAUUUUCUGAUGAAAGACUGCUACUUCAAAUUCCAGAUAUAGUACGGUCUGUGUCCAAUGUACAUAUUCUUAAAUUGCGACAGCAGACACAAUUUCUCUGGGAACGAUACUUUUCGUCAAUAGAAAAAAUUGUAUUUACAGUAUUUGAGAAUAUUCGCGAGCGUUUGCCAUGGGAAGGUACAAGAGAAAAACUUGUUUGGAAUACUAGUCCUGGAGCGUUAACGAUAUUACCACAAUUUGCUGAUAGUCAGCAAGAACUUCCAUUUUCAAAAAGUAAUCCAGGUAAUACCUUCACUGCCAUCAUAUACUCGCAGUUGGGAUCCACUGCUGUUCUAUAUCGCCUGCUUAAGAGUCUCGCGAAAAGUAAAUACGUAGAUAAGAUUAUUCUAAUGUGGAACUCGGACAUUCCGUUACCAAGAAGACCACGAUGGCAAGGGAUCAAAGCAUCAAUACAUGUCGUUACAGUCGAUGGCAUAUCCCAACGUUUCUAUCCUCACCCAUUAAUCAAAACUAGUGCCAUAUUAUCUCUAGACGAAGAUGCCACACUCAAUACAGAUGAAAUUGAUUUCGCCUUUACGGUAUGGCGAUCAUUUCCUGACCGAAUAGUAGGUUACCCAGCAAGGUCACACUACUGGGAUGACUCUAAACGUUCAUGGGGCUAUACAAGUAAAUGGACAAAUGAUUAUAGUAUAAUUCUAACUGGUGCCGCCUUUUAUCAUCGUUAUUAUAAUACGUUAUAUACUGAAUUACUGAGUUCGACACUUCACAAGACUGUCGAGCAAUCGCAAAAUUGCGAGGACAUACUUAUGAAUUUUUUAGUAAGUCAUGUUACACGAAGACCACCUAUCAAAGUAACUCAAAGGAAAUUGUAUAAAGAUACUACAGUGGCUGGAAUCAGAUCCCCAUGGAAUGAUCCAGAUCACUUUAUACAACGGCAAACGUGCAUGAAUACAUUCGUAGCCGUUUUUGGGUAUAUGCCGUUGUUACGAUCUAAUAUGAGGCUCGACCCUGUUUUGUUCAAAGACUCUGUAAGCAACUUGCGCAAAAAGUAUAGGCAAAUUGAAUUAGUUAGUAACUAGAAUUAUACAGGAUAUUUUAUCAGUUAUGCAGUUAUUUACCCUCGAAACGGGCAUCCUAUAUAUAGCCUCGAAAUAUUUCUAUUAAAUAGUAUGUGGCGCAUAUUGCUAAUUACAGCCGCGUGCGCGCGCUAGAGGCUAUUCAAAAUAUAUAGGAAACACUUACAUUGUUGUAAGUAUGAAGCCAUUGUGUCUCAGUGGUUAUCAGGCAGCAAAUUAAGGUCUUUCAUUCUUGAGGAAUGACCAUACUCUGCGCUUCGCAAAAAUUUUGUACAAAGUAUGGGAUAUCUUGUAAUAUUGUUCGAGUCUAAUUCGAGCCACGGCGUACAACCGUUGUUGUGUAUAUUGCCGUGUUCAAUUGAUGUACAUACGAAUCGUUUCAUAGUUACUAAUAAAAUGGGAAAAAUAAAAAAAAAAUAAAUAAAUAAAAAUAAAAAGAGAACGAACAUUAUUUGACAAAUUCUUCGACUUUUUAAAACCGGCCUUUGGAAGCUACACGAAGCAUUCUAAUCAUAGUCAAUUGAAAUCGCUCGAAACCAAAUUUAUCAAACGCUUACUUUUCUCUAAUCGUUGAAACAAUAAUUAUCUUGCAGAUAAUAUUUUAUAUAAACCAGACGAAAAUCACGUAGCUGUGUCGGAUUGAGUCUUGAAAAUAGUAGCCUCAGGGAUGGAUCUAUUUAAUGCGAGAACUGAAAUGCAGCUUACAAUUUCGUGGACUAUCUGAGAGCUAUUGAUGAUAAUUUUGUUAUUUUUACACAUAAAUUGCAAUAAUCCAUCAACAAUAAUUAACGCUGCUAUUCUUUCAAGUUUCAAAGAAGUCAAUGCUUGUCUCCGUUCAAGGUUCAUCGUUGUAGUGAAUGUAAAUUUGCGUAAAACAUUUCAUUUGUUUCUCAAUGUGUACAGAACUCCGUACGUUCGUAGUUUCUCUAUGUGUCUGAAGCACAGAUUAUUCGUAAAUUGUAAUCAAAUAUGUAGAAAGUAUUUCAAGGUUUUACGUAUUGUUGUAUAUGUAUACAUACAGAUGUUGCGUAUUUUCUUUUUUGUUCUUCGCGAAUACGUGUACAGUUCGAUCGCUCUCAGGUUCGACCUUUGAAAGGAAGUAAGAAAUUACUUGUGACAAUAUCGCAAGUAUGUCUAGUCGUUUAUGUUCAUUUAUAUUGGUACAUCCAAGAGAUAAAGUACAUGAUCCACGUAGAUAAACUCGAUGCCGUAUUUGUGUUUCCACGAUAUAAGAAAUGAAAAUAAUGUACAUAUAUAUGUGAUACAUUUAUAAUUAUCAUGUGAUAUAUUCGUAAUUAUCGGAUGCAGGAUUAAAAAGGACUGUGUAAUUCCACCAAUGGCAUUUUUUAACCGCGGUUAUAAUAUAUACGUUAUGGGAAAUGUUAUAUUUUUUAUCAUGUCGCUGAUUUUGAUAACGAAGAGGUCAGCAGGAACGAAGUUUUUUUCUUUGUUCAUUUUUUAUUCGACAUAAUUGUUGCUAUUUAUCGACAAGAAGAAUAAUUCUGAUUCUUCUUUCCUGCAUACUCUUCACCCUACGAAUUUAACUAUGUACGGGACUGUGCAAAAUGGUCGCUUUUAUUCCGAACAAAGUUACUCGCAAUAGUUUUGCGUUUGUUGCGGUAUCGAACAUUAACUGUUUAAUUCUAACGAAAAGGUAUUUUAACGUUGACGUAGUUUUCAUUAUAAUUCGAAGCUGAUCGUCAAAUGUAAUCUUGUUGCGUCAAAAGUAACGUGUGUUUGAACAAAUAUUGGUGAUUUUAUAUGGCCGAGAAAAUAAAGUUUUUAUACAAACCUACAA